AUGUGUACACCGACUGUCUGUCUGAACCGACAAUGUGUUCACCGACUGUCUGAGCCGACAAUGUUUGCACUGACUGUCAGUCUGAACCGGCAAUGUGUUCACCGACUGUUUCGCCCCAUGCCACCCCUGACCCCAGCAGACCCCGACAUCCCAGGCUUCUGUGCUGGGUGCGGCGGAAGGAUACUAGACCGGUACUACUUACACGCCGUGGAGAAACAAUGGCAUCUGCAUUGUCUCACCUGCAGUGUCUGUCACUUUCGCCUGGACUCGGAGAUCACCUGCUUCGCUCGCGAUGGGCAGAUCUACUGCAAAACGGACUAUUAUAGGAGGUUUGCCGUGAAGAACUGUGCUCGUUGCCAAACUCCCAUCUCGGCCAACGAGCUCAUCAUGAGGGCCAAAGAGCAAGUGUUUCACCUGACCUGCUUCUCCUGUACAGCCUGCAACCGGACCUUGAAGUCCGGAGAGCAGUACGGCCUAAAGGAUAAUCUCAUUUACUGCCGCAUGGACUAUGAACUGAUGUUCCAAUCAGACUUCAACCUGUUAAGCAUUAGCCCCGGCAUGGGCCCUCACGGGGCUCACAGCCCUGGGGCCGGCCCCGGACACAUUUCCUUCUACAAUGGUGUCGGCGGAGUGCAAAAGGGAAGACCCAGAAAGAGGAAGAGUCCAAUGAACGACGGGGACUGUCCAUCUCUGG
Messenger RNA from Candidula unifasciata, 694 nucleotides. Lineage: Eukaryota; Metazoa; Mollusca; Gastropoda; Stylommatophora; Geomitridae. The record is from the annotation of a GenBank genome assembly.